This is a messenger RNA of Medicago truncatula (barrel medic), 3735 nucleotides long. RefSeq names its product disease resistance protein RUN1. NCBI's taxonomy places the organism in Eukaryota, Viridiplantae, Streptophyta, Magnoliopsida, Fabales, Fabaceae. The coding region runs from base 186 to 3395 and encodes 1069 amino acids. Gene Ontology annotation, biological process: signal transduction; defense response. The transcript has 5 exons. The record is from RefSeq and is a predicted model, not a curated record. Gene Ontology annotation, molecular function: ADP binding.
ACCCGGCUACUCCUUGAGAACAUUACACUGACUUCAUUUUUCUGCUCCCUUUCUUCGGGUUUUCUCUCUCUCUUUCUUUCUUUGUAUCCACACACUUCAAUCACUUCACUAUUUAGUAAUAAUUUAUCUGUUUCAACAAUUAGUUAGUUCAUUAUUCUCUUUCAUCUCAAUUCAUCCAUUCAUUCAUGUCUUCCUCCAGUAAAGCAAUUUCUAAAUGGAGAAAAGCAAGUAUAGUAAUAAGAGCAGUGUUUCGCUUCAAAUCUCUUAAUUUUGGCAAAAGUCGAAACGAAACAAGGAUCCAUGAUGUGUUCUUAAGUUUUAGAGGAGAGGAUACUCGUGCAUCAUUCACUUCACAUCUCUAUGCUUCUCUUCAAAAUUACGGAAUUAAAGUUUUCAGGGACGAUGAUUCGCUUCAAAGAGGAGAUCACAUUUCAACAUCACUCCUACGAGCAAUUGAACAGUCUCGAAUGUCUAUCAUAGUUUUCUCAACAAAUUACGCGGAUUCACAAUGGUGUCUUGAUGAGUUGUUGAAAAUAAUGGAGUGUCACAGAACCAUUGGACAAAUUGUUCUGCCGGUGUUCUUCGACGUAGAUCCAUCCGAAGUACGUCGUCAAACCGGUGAAUUUGGAAAAGCAUUUCAAAAUCUUUUGAAUAAGAUUGAGAAGGAAGAAAAUGAGUCCCUAGAAUUCAACUUGGGGUUUACUGAGUAUCUGGACAGAAAGUGGAGAGCAGCGCUUCGUCAGGCAGCCGGCUUUGCUGGGUUCGUCGUUCUAAACUCAAGGAAUGAAAGUGAGGCUAUUAAGGAUAUUGUUGAAAAUGUUACGCGUAAGCUUGACAAGACAGAUUUGUUUAUUGCUAAUAAUCCUGUGGGAGUUGAAUCUCGAGUGCAAGAUAUGAUUCAACUGCUGGACCAAGAUAUAAAACAAUCAGAUAAUGUUCUUCUACUAGGGAUGUGGGGUAUGGGGGGAGUUGGUAAAACAACCAUUGCCAAAGCUAUUUACAAUAAAAUUGGUCGCAAUUUUGAAGGUAGAAGCUUCCUUGCAAAUAUUAGGGAAGUUUGGGAGGAAAAUGCUGGAAAAGUGAAUUUACAAGAACAACUUCUCUUUGAUAUAUGCAAAGAUAUGACAACCAAAAUACAAAGCAUUGAAUUCGGAAAACUUGUAUUGAAGGAUAGACUCUGCCACAAAAGAGUACUAAUUUUACUUGAUGACGUUAAUACAUUGGACCAACUGAAUGCUUUGUGUGGAAGUCAUAAAUGGUUUGGUUCGGGGAGUAGAAUAAUUAUCACAACAAGAGAUAGACAUAUACUUUGUGGGAAUAGGGUUCAUAAAGUAUUCAAAAUGAAACACAUGGAUGAAAGUGAAUCAAUUGAGCUAUUAAGUUGGCAUGCCUUCAAGCAAGCGAGUCCUACAAAAGAUUUUGCUGAAAUUUCUAGAAAUGUAGUUGAUUAUUCUGGUGGAUUGCCACUAGCUUUGGAAGUCCUUGGGUCAUAUUUGUUCGACAGAGGGAUUACAGAAUGGAAAAGUGCAUUGGAAAAACUCAAAAGAAUUCCUAAUAAUCAAGUACAGGAGAAGUUAAGAAUAAGCUAUGAUGCUUUAAAUGAUGAUACUGAGAAAGAAAUAUUCCUUGACAUAGCUUGUUUCUUUAUUGGAAUGGACAGAAAUGAUGUUACACUUAUAUUAAAUGGAUGUGGACUUUUUGCUGAAAUUGGAAUAAGUAUCCUUGUUGAGCGGAGUCUUGUCACUGUUGAUGAUAAUAACAAACUUGGAAUGCAUGAUUUGUUGCGAGAUAUGGGAAGAGAAAUCAUUCGUGGGAAAUCACCAGAAGAGCUCGAGGAGCGUUGCAGGUUGUGGUUUCAUGAGGAUGUGCUUCAUGUAUUAUCAGAUCAAACUGGAACAAAAACGAUUAAGGGGCUGGCUUUGAAGUUGCCAAGAGCUAAUGAAAAAUGUUUUAGUACUAAAGCAUUCAAGAAGAUGACGAGACUCAGAUUGCUUCAACUUGCUGGGGUAAAACUUAAUGGAGAUUUUAAAUAUCUUUCGAGAAAUCUGAGAUGGCUGUCUUGGAAUGGAUGUUCUUUACCACAUAUACCUACAAACUUUUAUAGAGAACAUUUAGUUUCCAUCGAGUUAGAGAAUAGCCAUGUCCAACUUUUGUGGAAAGACGGCCAGUGGAUGGAAAAGCUGAAAAUUCUAAAUCUUAGUCAUUCUCAUUGUCUGACGCGCACCCCUGACUUUACAUUCAUGCCUAAUCUUGAAAAGCUGGUGCUCAAAGAUUGUCCAAUGUUGUCUGAGAUUUCUCCUAGCAUUGGAAAUCUCAGAGAAAUUCUUCUAAUAAAUUUAGAAGAUUGUGUUCGCCUUCAAAGCCUUCCAAGAAACAUCUAUAAGUUGAAAUCUCUGAAAACUCUCAUUCUUUCUGGGUGUGUAAUGAUUGACAAGUUGGAAGAGGACAUAGAACAAAUGGAAUCUUUAACCACUCUGAUUGCACAUAAAACUGCAAUAAAAAGAGUACCCUUUUCAGUGGUAAUGUCACAAAGCAUUGGAUACAUCUCUUUGUGCGGCUAUGAAGGAUUUUCACGUGAUGUGUUUCCAGCGAUCAUUUGGUCUUGGAUGUCACCAACAAAUAAUCUCCCAUCCCCAUUUCAAACAUCUGAUAUCAUGUCAUCUCUUGUUCCUUUAGAUGUACCACAUAGUAAUUCCCAGGAACUAUCAUCGAUUUCCCAGUACCUUCCAAAUCUUCAAAGGCUUUGGGUGGAGUGCAGCUCAGAACUUCAACUUUCUCAUGAUGCAGCAAUAAUUUUAGAUGCCUUGUAUGCCACAAGUUAUAAGGAGUUGGAACCAACUACUGCUACAUCCCAAGUAUCAAAACAUUCCUUAAAAUCUCUUUUAAUUCAAAUUGGAAUGAAUUGCCAAGCCUCUGAUAUUCUGAAAGAGAUAAUUUUACAGAAUAUGGAUCUCAAUAGGAGUGGUAGUUUUUUGCUUCCUGGUGACAGUUAUCCAAAGUGGUUAACCUAUAGUUCUGAAGGUUCUUCUGUAACUUUUCAAGUUCCACAAGUGGAAGGGCGUAACCUGAAGACAAUUAUGUGCAUAGUCUAUACUUCAACCCCUGGUAAUGUAAUAUCAAGUGGCCUUAAAAUCAUGUUAUUGAAAAAUUACACAAAGGCCAUCAUUCAGCUUUAUAAGAGUGAGGUAUUAGUGUCAUUUGAAGAUGAGGAGGGGGAAAGAGUAGUAUCAAGUAUAGAACCUGGUAACAAAAUGGAGGUCGUUUUUGUUUUUGAGAACAGUUUCGUUGUGACGAAGACAGUAGUUUAUCUCGUAUAUGAUGAACCAAUUGGCAAAAAAAUGGAGUUAUAUCAUGUACCAGAUUUGAAUGACAUUACUUGUAGAGGAGCCUGCUGAUGACUUCAAUAGUUUGAGUAAAAUUUGGACAGAACUGUUUUUAACCUUAUUGUAUCCUGAAUGAUAGGAUAUAUGGCUGCCAAGAAGAAACUCUGAUUUAUCAAUUUUACCACAACCUCAUUCUCAGACUCAAUGAUUAUCUUUCUCAAAGCUCAUUUAAUUUGCUUAAACAUCCUGCAACAACAUUUAUUUUUAACCAACUUUGUGCGACGAGUUCUUGGCAAAUUUCUCUCCAUGAGUUUUUAUCAUUUAAAGUGGAUGGUCUCUGUUGUUGGUUGUCUCUUAAUUCACACAAGAUGUGGUAAGCAGUUAUUUUUAAUGACAAAUGUUAUCAUUUUUA